UGCACACACACACACACACAAACACAUCAUAUCUUAAUCUCAUCUUUCUUGCACUAAAUAUGCUCUGCUGGGAAUUGUGCUUAGUUCUGCUGCUUACUGGUUUCUCAGUGUGGGCUCUGCCUUCAACUAACAUCAAGAUCACCCAAGCACUGCCCCUACAACUAUCAGACUCAAACCAGCCUGUAACAUGUCCAUUAUUCUGGACUGAGUUUGAAGGCUACUGUUACCGUUUUUUCCCUCUGAACCGGACCUGGGCUGAAGCUGACCUAUAUUGUGCAGAGUUCUCCAAUGGACACAAAUCAGCCAAGCUCACCUCCAUCCACAGCUGGGAAGAAAACGUGUUUGUCUAUGAUCUUGUGAAUAGCCGUGUACCAGGAAUACCGACAGAUAUUUGGAUUGGACUUCAUGAUAGAAGACAGGAGGGCACUAUGGAGUGGACAGAUGGGUCACCUUAUGAAUACAGUUACUGGGAUGGAAACCAGCCAGAUGAUGGCAUUCAUCGCAUCCCUGUGGAGGAGGACUGUGUGGAGAUCUGGUACAGACAAAACAGUGCUCUAAGGUCGUGGAAUGACAACAGUUGUGAUAAGGCUUUUCCAUUCGUCUGUAAGAUCCCUACACUGGAAAAUUAAUCUUUCACAAGAUCUGAGAUUGUAUAUUCAGUUCUUUAUAGCAAACACUGACACCAAAACAUAUGAAUAUCACAGUACAGCAGUUGUCCUCUCAUCUUCAUCCUUGCAAUGAUGAUGAUGGUCUCUCUCCAGCUGCACUCUGCACCUCACUUCGUUUUCCUGCCCCCAACGCUGUUGCCAUAGUGCUGUUCCUCUGGGGCUUAGGGGUUUAGACCAGUGAGUCACGACACAUAGACAUUCCUCCAUUCUUAUCUUUUAAAAAUGAAAUGACACGUUUCUUUCUGUAGAGGGAUUGUUGAUUACACAUUUAUUUUUGAUAUUGAUGUUAGGGCUAUUUCUAUGGAUUGUGUACCAGUCAGCCCUUGAGUAAGUUGCACCAACAGAUUUAUAAAAACUUUGUAAAGAGCACUGAGAUUUUGGAUGUUUUUAAUAAGAACUGAGUGCAUAUGAAACCCCACCCUUCAACAGAUGCUUGUUCAUGCUAUGAGGACAUCUUUUGGAUAACUGGAUUUCAUGAAAUGUUAACAACCUUCUUAUUAUGAAAUGGCUUGUUUACAUGCGGUUCACCCAAAAAUGAAAAUUGCAUCAUUUAUUCACUCUCUGUUGAACACAAAAUACGAUAUUGUCAUAAACGAUAGUAACCACGCAGUUGCCUGUACCCAUUGACUUCUAUAGAAGGAAAAAUAAAUACUAUGGAAGUCAAUGGCUACCGUCAACUAUGUGCUGCUCAAAAUAUCAUUAUCAAAGUAGUGCUGGGCAAAGAUUAAUCGUGAUUAAUCGCAUACAAAAAAAGAGAGUUUUUUUUUGUAAUUAUUAUGUAUAUAUAAAUACACACACAUUCAUGUAUGAAUUUAAGAAACAUUUACAUGUGUUUAUAUAUUUAUCUAUAUUUUUAUAUAUUCUAUAUGAUAUAUAAAUAAAAAAUAUAUAUAUUAAUAAAAAUGCCGAAAUGAAUAUAUGUAUGUGUGUGUGGUUAAAUAUACAUAAUAAUUACACACAGCACACACUCAUAUAUUAUGCAAAAAAAUCACUUUGAUUUUGUAUGCGAUUAAUCACGAUUAAUCUUUGCCCAGCACUACUUUAAUAAUGAUAUUUUGAGCAGCACAUAGUUGACGGUACCCAUUGACUUCCAUAGUAUUUAUUUUUCCUUCUAUAGAAGUCAAUGGGUAGUCAUACAGGUUUAAAACAACAUGUGAGUGAGUGAAUAAAUUAUGAGAGAAUUUUCAUAUUUUUGGGUGAACUAUCUCUAAUGUAUAUCUUUCAGACAGGGAGGUCUAUGUUUGUGUACAUGUAUUGUUUUUUAAGUCUGGAUCUGGCCUGGUUUUCAGAAUGCUGUCCCAGUGCACAUUGAUCUAUUACUGACUUAGAAGGUGAGAUUUUGAAAGAGUAGGGAUUUAGCUUCAGAUGACAGAAAGAGCUUAACCACAGUCUGGCAGAUGACCUUUCAUGCUUUCUCUCUAUCGAUGGAUUAUACCAAUUAGUGAUUGGAAAAUCUCUGUUCCUCCAGAAAGCUCUUAUGCAUAUAGAUUUGUAUCACUGCAUGCUGGGCAAAAUUCUGAACUAAAAUUGCCCUCCUUGCCGUUUAGUUGUUUUUGAUUGUGACUAUUGAAGUAUUUUUUUUAAGUAGAUCCAACUUUCACUCUUUAUAGUGCAGUUGAAUAAAUUUUUUGGAUUUCA
Molecule: messenger RNA, 2306 nt
Organism: Paramisgurnus dabryanus
Lineage: Eukaryota; Metazoa; Chordata; Actinopteri; Cypriniformes; Cobitidae
Source: RefSeq, a predicted model, not a curated record